CGACGUUGAAGACAACAACGCCGACUACGACGGCGGCCAGGGAGGCGGCGGCGACGACGAGGACAUGCGUGACCGCAUGGCCUACCUGAUCCUCAGCCUGUGGGGCGAAGACCUGCAGGGCCUGGAGGCCGGCGAGGACGAGAACCACGAGAACUCGUACCGCGACCCCGCCGAGGCGCCCCUGCUCUUCCCGCGCGCCGAGCGCCGCAAGCGCGACUUCGUGUUCAGGCCCUUGUUCGUGACCAGGGACCGCCGCGCCAGGAUCCAGCGCAUGCGACAACGCUACUGGGACGAAUACAGGAGAUCCCAGAGGAUCGGUCGCGACGUGGAGGCGGCGCAGGUCGAGUCAACCCAGAGCCGGAAGCGCAGGGACGUCGCCCCCAUGCCGGAGGACGCGCUGGUGCCCAGGGCCCGCCGCCACGCCCAGGAUGACGACGCCGUCGGCGACGCCGUCCUGUCCAGGGUGCGCCGCCAGUGGGUGAACCGGCCCUUGUUCGCCACCAGGCAGCGUGCCGCCGCCAGGAAUUACCGGUACCGGCUGCGGCUGCCCCGCGCCGUGGAGGACGUCCAGGACGUCGAGGACGUCCAGGACCGCGACGCCGUGCUGUCCAGGAAGCGGCGCGAGUGGACGGACGUGCCGCUGUUCGCCGUGAAGCAGAUCGAGGCCGCCAGGGUGAGGGAGGAGAACGAGAUCACGCACCCGCACCACCACGGCCAGGACCCACGCCAGAGGCUGCAGCAGGAGUACGAGCGGGAGGAGCUCCAAGCGCAGGACCUGCGGCAGAGGCAACAGCGCGAGCGGGUGGAGCUCAACAGGGAGCUCAACGAGUACAACCGGAACCUCAACGCGUACAACCGCAACUACAACACGUACAACAACGGCUACUACAACUACCGGGAGUACGCCCGAGACUACAGGCCGUAUAACGGCUAGGUGGGGUGAGAGAGGAGCAGGGCUCAGUCCUUUACCGCAUCCCAAGUUUUUCCUUUUCAAUAGUCGGUGCGGGAAGAAUUUGGCUGACUGCUUCUCUGAUGAGGGCGGUGUUUUCUAGAACCUGUACUUGCCAUUUCCCGGAUCCCGGAGCGGUUGACGUUUUAAUACCACUUGUGAUUUUUUUCUGUUCGAUGAUUUGGGACUUAUAUAUUUGACAACUCUUAUGUCUUGUGUACUUUAAGUUCCUUUGUAAGUGUUUGGUGUUAUUAAUUGAGUCCUAUUUAUUGAUAAGUAUGUGAGUUAAUUUAUUAUUUUAUGUUAAUUUUAGAGAAAAAGUGGAUUUUGAUUAUGAGGAAAUUCAGUCAUUUUGUGUUUUGUCUGUUGAGUGGAACAAUUGCAGAUCGCAGAUUUUGUUUUUUUAAUGUGAUAGAAACUUUAAUAUUUAUUUAUUUUAAGUCAGCAGUCCUACAGUUCACAAAACUGGAGUCUGCCUGUGGUGUUUUGUUCGAGGCUGACUGAGUUGUCUUGCCCUCUCUCUUGUUAUGCAGAGAGGCAAAGACAACUCGUCUGGUUGUGUUUUAGCUAAGGGAAGAACUGAAAGUAAAAGUAGUUUUUAAGUUUUCAAGCGUCUGAUAUUGUAUAGUAAACCAAAUUAUAACCAAUUGGCUGUAUUUAUUGUGAAUAUGUAGAAAGGAUAAAUACAAAGAAAAUUUGACCCCAAG
Molecule: messenger RNA, 1656 nt
Organism: Thrips palmi
Lineage: Eukaryota; Metazoa; Arthropoda; Insecta; Thysanoptera; Thripidae
Exons: 2
Coding region: 65-934 (289 amino acids)
Source: RefSeq, a predicted model, not a curated record